Molecule: messenger RNA, 825 nt
Organism: Vollenhovia emeryi
Lineage: Eukaryota; Metazoa; Arthropoda; Insecta; Hymenoptera; Formicidae
Product: protein NYNRIN-like
Exons: 2
Biological process (GO): DNA integration
Molecular function (GO): nucleic acid binding
Source: RefSeq, a predicted model, not a curated record
AUGGACAUAGUUGGUCCCUUGCAUCCUAGCAACGGCUUUACAUAUUGUCUAACAAUUAUAGAUCAGUUUUCCCGCUGGCCAGAAGCAAUUCCAAUCUUGGACAUUACUGCCAAAACAGUAGCCAAGGCAUUUUACGAUAAUUGGGUCGCUCGUUUCGGUGCACCUCGUAUUCUCACGACCGAUCAAGGUCAACAGUUUGAAGCGCAACUCUUCUCAGCCCUUCUCAAACUGAUCGGAUGCAAACGCAUUCGCACUACGGCUUAUCACCCUGCCGCUAAUGGCAUGAUCGAGCGUUGGCACCGCACCUUCAAGGCGGCGAUUAUGUGCCAUAACACGCCGAGCUGGGUGGAUGUCCUCCCUACAGUCUUACUCGGGUUACGCACUCAUGUGCGUAUGGACACAAAAGCCUCUCCGGCCGAAUUUCUGUACGGCACGGUAUUGCGGAUUCCGGGAGAAUUUUUCCUCCAGGAGGAUUUUACGCCGGAUCCCCAAAUUUUUGUAGACGAUUUUAGACAGCACAUGCGACAGGUGAAGCCAGACGCUGUUAAAAAGCCUUUGGAGCGGCCUUAUUCGGGCCCCUUCAAAGUGCUUGAAAGGACGUCAGACAAAGUCUACACUAUCGAAAUUAACGGCAGACCCACGGCCGUAUCGAUAGAACGUCUCAAGCCUGCUCACUUUAUACCGGACGACAUUCCGAUCGCUAACGAUCCAUCCACGUCCGACGCUACGGACAAGCCUUCCGCUUCGUCAAGCGCUCAGUCAGGUACCUUAAAAACUUAUGCAGGUCCUAAAAGGAAGGUACAAACUAGGCUAGACAAAAACACU